Molecule: messenger RNA, 3276 nt
Organism: Penaeus indicus
Lineage: Eukaryota; Metazoa; Arthropoda; Malacostraca; Decapoda; Penaeidae
Product: adhesion G-protein coupled receptor D1-like
Exons: 10
Coding region: 112-1509 (465 amino acids)
Biological process (GO): cell surface receptor signaling pathway; adenylate cyclase-activating G protein-coupled receptor signaling pathway
Cellular component (GO): plasma membrane
Molecular function (GO): G protein-coupled receptor activity
Source: RefSeq, a predicted model, not a curated record
GUUGUGGCAGAGGGACCGAGGACGGACUGACAGGGGAAUGGGACGGGUCAGUGCAACAACUAUGUAGGCGAACGUCUCUGCCACACUCGACAGACAUCAGGGCAAGAGGAGAUGAUGACCUCGGCCAGAAUCGUCCUAGGCUUAGCGCUGCUCUGCACCCUGUUCGUCGUCACUUCAUCAAGAGACCUCGAUGGCGGUUGGAGUCCUUGGUCAUCAAUGGCCACUCCCUGUAGCAAAAGCUGCGGGGGAGGCAUCAACCACCGUGUCCGCUCCUGCACCCACCCGGUCCCCUCAGGUGCAGGGAAACUGUGCACCGCGGAGGACAGCACGGAGAAGGAAGUCGAGUGGAAGACCUACGACUGCAACACACAGAGCUGCUGGGCGAACGAAUGGACGGAAUUCGGAAACUGCAGCAAGGAAUGUGGAAGGGGCUUCAGGUACCGUCGCGCCGUCUGUGGGAAUGUGACCUGUGAAGGUGACCAGUCCAAAGUGGAAUCAGAGAAGUGCAACACCUGGAACAAGACUGCAUGUCCAAGCCCGUGUGAAGAAAUGUCGUGUCCGGAGUACGGCGUGUGCAAGGAUAACUCCACCGAACUCGAUCCCAUUGCAUUCUGCGUUUGCACCAUGGGAUACCAGAUGAACUCCGACAAGACCUCCUGCAUCCGUCCUCCUCCAACGACCCCCACGCCGAGGCCCAUCCCCACCCUGCCGGCGGAGCAGAAGGUGGUCGCAACGGUCAUCUCGAAGUCCGCCUCGACCAUCAUCAUCAUCUUCCUAACGAUUACUCUCAUACUCUUCUUCUUGAUGAGGAUCUUCACGCCUGACAGGGUUAUACAGAUGAACAUGGAGAUCGCCCUCCUGCUAGCCCACGCCAUACUUAUGUUCCCCUUCAUGGAGAACGAGACGCUGUGUCGAGUGAUCUCCAUCCUCAUCCACUACUUCUUCACCGCCUGCUUCAUCUUCAUGAUGCUGGAGUCGCUGCACAUGUACUCACUCGUGGCCUACGUGGUCAAGAAGGACGGCAUGUUCACCCGCCUGCAGAACACUCUCAUCGGCUGGGGCUUGGCGGCGUUCAUCAUCAUGUUCUGCAUGUGCUUCGAGUACGACAACUACGGAGGGGAGUAUCAUUGCUGGCUCCGGAUGGACACGCCCCUUCUCUACGGCCAGUUCAUCCCGGUCGUCGGGCUUGUCAUCAUGACCUUCACCUUGAUCGAAGCCGCAGGAGCCGCUGAGUACAAGCCCUUGAAAGGAAUUGACAAGACGCAGCUUCUGAGUGCCCGCAUCUCCCAGCGGACGAACCUGAUCAUCUUGCCACUUGUCUUCGCCCACUGGAUGGUCGGCAUGAUGUCCGAAUAUGAGCAAAACCUGCCCCUCUACGGUACCUUCUCUGUACUCAACGGCAUAACCGGCGGAGUCAUCUUCUUCCUCCACUGCACCAACAACAGCCAGGUGCGAGCGAAACUAACGGGUAUCUACAAAUCCAUGUGCAAGGGAUCCUCCGCACGCUAAAGGAGACUACAAAAAGGAGAAUAUAAACACACACGUCUUUUCUCCGACUCCGCCUCCGCCUCCGACUGCCCUGGCUGGCUCGUCAGAGGAAGCGGGCAGCAACAGACGAUGAAAGAGGAAUACAGAGUGGAUGAAAUACUUUAACACCUCCUUCUAUUUUCAGGAUUGUAUGUGACUGCACGAGAAAAUAUGGUAUGGGAUUUAAAUUUCACAUGAAAAUUAUGAUUUAGGCAAAAUUAGGAAACCAGAAGUAGUUAUUCUAUGCAUAGUCUACGUAUAUUGUAAUUUUAAAACUGUACAAUUCGGAUUAAGCACUUUAUUGCCUUUUCGUUGGUACCGAUCCCCCUGCCAGCCGUUUGGAGUCAUUAAUGGCGAGGUUGGCCUAGGUUGCAGGCGAAUACGGCAGCCAUGGGGAUCUUUUCCUAAUUUCGCAUCAGUAUCAGACUUCUUAGAAUUCUCUUUCUCUUCAGGAAUGUGGCGUGUAGAUAUAAACUAUUAUUUUACCUGGAUAAUAAGUAACUCCCUUACUGGAUAAUUUCGAGGGAUUUUAUUUCAUUCAAUUUCCAUCUGCUCUGCCUAUGACCCAGUCCCGAGAAAUUGCCGCUAGGGAGUUAAUUGAAGAACCGCUAAUUGGCUUACUCAGAGCAUUUCCAAAAGCUAUUUUCAUAAAACGAUUUUUCCUUUUCUAUCUGACUUCCCAAAAGAAAUAUAAUCAAUUCCAUCGAUGAUAAACUGGCGUUCCACACAAUUUUGGUAAGUCAGUGCUUGAGGUAAAGUCGUUUUCUACGAUAAAGGUAAUAAUAGAAAACGUUACAUUUUACAGAGUAACUUGCCUAAAUUUUGUCUGUAUACGCCACUUUCCUUUGAGAUUGCAUUUUUGACUUACAAGACAUUUCAAAUGCUUGUAACUUUAACUAUGUUGUGUUUAUUGCUAACAGGAUAGCUUUUGUUCUUGAUCAAUGAACUAUGAAUACUGGAAACGCUAGAGGACCCUCUGCAUUAACACGUUUGACUUAGGAAUGUUGCACAGUUAUAGGUUUGUUUAAAGUUUUAAAACAAUAUACCAAAAGUGCCUUAGUGUGUGUUAUGCUCAUAUUAGCUAUGAGCAAAGUUUAUGUGCCUUGAAUAUUAUGAUCAAUUUGUUAUCUGUUACUCGUGUUAUGGUCUUAUCCAAAGCUGAUAUUUAAUUUAGACUUUACCUUUGAGAUUAUAUAUUCUAAGAUAGAUAUAAAACUGUAGAAAUGCAUGAUUGAUCUGAAAUCCCCAUAGAACCAGGAAAGCGAUAUUCUACAUAAUUAACAUAGACUGAAGCCAAGUUACUCGUAGCUAACCACCAAGACCUUUGCUACCCAUGUUAAUCUGAAAACACCAUCUACAGGAGAAUAUCCUUCCCUGGAUCGGAGGAGGAGUGGGCCUUACCCAUCCUUGUAGAGUUGAAUGGAUUGUUUGUCACUAUUUGCUUGCCUCACUGUAUUUUCACUGUUCUCUCUCCCCAAUUUAACCCCAUUGCUUUAGUAAUAUAUAUAUAUGGUUUGGGAAUGUUACCUAUAUUCGUGUGUUGUUCAGAUUUUAUUUAUGGUAGGAAUGACUAUAUAUUUCUAUCGUUUCUUUGCAUUAGGUAUAUAUUGUGAUAUUAUAUUAUAAGGGACAGUUGGUCAAUAUAUGCAUUUGGCUGGAUUACUGAUAACUAUACCAACGUGAAGACCUGUUGGAAAUGCAAAUAUAUUCUGACUGUGUGUACCUGUCUGUGUGAUCAUAUAACCAGUU